Aspergillus calidoustus is the source of this 1692-nucleotide messenger RNA. Lineage: Eukaryota; Fungi; Ascomycota; Eurotiomycetes; Eurotiales; Aspergillaceae. The record is from the annotation of a GenBank genome assembly.
AUGCCACCAAAACCGCGUCAAUCUCUACAAAACUUGGUGGAGCAAGAGGGGAGGAUCCAACUCGCAAUACAAGCUUUAAAAAAACGCGAAAUCUCAAGUGCUCGUCGAGCGGCAGAGGUUUUUAAUGUGCCACGCUCAACCCUCCGGGAUCGCCUUAAGGGACAUGGAUUUCAACCAGAACUUCGCAACCAUUCAUUUCGAUUAUCUGAAAAUCAGGAAGAGGCUUUAGUGAAGUGGAUUAUUGAUAGAGAUACGCGUGGAGUCGCUCCAAAAGUCUCUCACGUGCAGCAAAUGGCCUACCUUGUUCUCCAAGAAGGUUCUUCGACCCCCCCCAAGCCGCUUGGAAAGAACUGGGUCACAAGCUUUAUUAAGCGCCAUGAAAGCAUUAAAAGUCGAUUUGCGCGCAAGUACAACUGUCAGAGAGCUCUCUGCGAGGAUCCCAGGGCCAUGAGAGAAUGGUUUGACAACCUUAAAGCUCUGCGAGAGGAGAACGGCAUCCAGCUUGAAGAUAUCUACAACUUUGAUGAAACUGGCUUCGCUAUGGGACAAAUUGCAACUACGCGAGUUGUCACAAGGGCUGAGAUACUUGGUAAACCUUACAUUAUUCAACCAGGCCAGCGGGAAUGGGUUACUUCAAUCGAGUGCAUCGGGUCAACAGGUUUUGUUGUUCCGCCUUGCAUUAUUUUCAAAGGAAAGGUCCAUAUUGAGGGAUGGUUUGAAGAACUUGGUCUCCCAGCAGACUGGAGGAUUGAAUUAAGCGCGAAUGGUUGGACCACUGAUCAGAUAACUCUACGGUGGCUUGAAAAGUGCUUUAUUCCUUAUACAACUGAGCGGACAAUUGGGAGUCAUCGAUUACUAGUUUUGGACGGCCACGGCAGCCAUUUGACCCCGGAUUUCGACAAAGUCUGCAGAGAUAAUAAGAUUAUCUGUAUCUGUAUGCCUGCUCAUUCAUCGCACCUCCUUCAACCACUAGAUGUUGGUUGUUUUGGACCACUAAAGCGGGCCUAUGGAGGCCUGGUUGAAGCCAAGAUGCGCCUGGGGUUCCACCAUAUUGACAAGCAUGACUUCUUACAAGCAUAUCCAGAGGCGCGGCAGCGAGUUUUUACAAAGGCGAAUAUUCAGAGCGGCUUUCGAGCAACUGGAAUAGAGCCAUAUGAUCCUCAGGAAGUCCUUAAGCGCUUUAAUUAUACAAUAUCUACGCCGACCCCCCCUCCAAGCCAAGGAGGUGCCUCAACCAGCUCCUCUACUCUUGCCACGCCUUAUACAGCAAGACAACUACAUAAAAAAGCAUCCUCAGUCAAGAAGCUUCUUGAUAGAGGCACUUAUAUUCCUUCAACUCCGUCGAAACGCGCGAUAGAUGAGCUUAUAAAGGGCUGUGAACUGGCGAUUUACAACACUGCCUUCACCCUCAAGGAAUUGAACGAUCUCCGCGCAGAAAGUCAAGUUCAGCAACUAAAAAGAGGUCGAUCUAAGCGUCAAAUGGCCCCUGUACAAGGCCUCCAAGUACAAGAGGCAAGGGACUUGAUUACGUUGAGAAAUGAGCAAUCGAAUAAUAUAGAUGGUGGAGGUGGUGAGGCAAUCGAAACUACUCCGAUAACUUUAGCUCCACGAAAACGGGCUCCACCAACCUGUUCUGAGUGUAAUAUUCAGGGUCAUAUUAGAACUAGAUGUCCUAAUCGUCGCGCGACUUAG